Molecule: messenger RNA, 3924 nt
Organism: Aptenodytes forsteri (emperor penguin)
Lineage: Eukaryota; Metazoa; Chordata; Aves; Sphenisciformes; Spheniscidae
Gene: ALDH5A1
Product: aldehyde dehydrogenase 5 family member A1
Exons: 9
Coding region: 48-1265 (405 amino acids)
Biological process (GO): GABA catabolic process
Molecular function (GO): succinate-semialdehyde dehydrogenase (NAD+) activity
Source: RefSeq, a predicted model, not a curated record
UCUCUUCCCAGGAGAGGAGCGUGCGCCUCCGCAGAUGGUACGAGCUGAUGAUGGAGAACAAGGACGAGCUGGCGACGAUCAUAACGGCCGAGAACGGGAAGCCUCUGAAAGAAGCACAGGGUGAAAUCCUGUAUUCUGCCUCAUUUCUGGAGUGGUUUGCGGAGGAAGCUCGCCGGGUUUAUGGUGAUGUCAUUCCAGCGUCUGCAAAAGACAGAAGAAUCCUGGUGCUGAAGCAGCCAGUAGGAGUGGCAGCCAUUAUAACCCCAUGGAAUUUCCCCAGCGCUAUGAUUACCCGGAAGGUUGGUGCAGCUCUGGCAGCUGGCUGUACGGUGGUAGUGAAACCUGCAGAGGACACACCUUUAUCAGCAUUAGCUCUUGGGGAGCUUGCAAACCAGGCUGGAAUUCCAGCAGGAGUGUAUAAUGUUGUUCCUUGUUCCAGACAACAGACACCAGCUGUAGGGGAAGUUUUGUGCACUGAUCCAUUGGUAGCCAAAAUAUCUUUUACUGGCUCCACAGCAACAGGAAAGAUACUGCUGAAACACGCAGCUGGCACUGUGAAGCGAGUUUCCAUGGAGCUUGGAGGCCAUGCUCCUUUUAUAGUGUUUGACAGCGCCAAUGUGGACCGUGCUGUUGCAGGAGCCCUUGCUUCUAAGUAUAGAAACUCAGGGCAGACCUGUGUUUGCACAAACCGUUUCCUGGUGCAAAAGGGAAUCCAUGACAAAUUUGUGGAAAAGUUUGCUAAAGCUAUAGAGAGAGAACUACACGUCGGAAGUGGAUUUGAUGCAAAAACUACCCAAGGGCCACUAAUUAAUGAAAAAGCAGUGGAGAAGGUAGAGAGACACAUUAAUGAUGCAGUUUCUCAAGGAGCAUCUGUUGUGACUGGAGGGAAACGACACAGCUUGGGGAAGAAUUUCUUUGAGCCAACAUUACUUAGUAACGUUACAACAAAAAUGCUUUGCACCCAAGAGGAGACAUUUGGCCCUUUAGCACCAGUUAUCAAAUUUGAGACUGAAGCAGAAGCUAUUGCUAUAGCAAAUGCAGCUAAUGUGGGUUUAGCAGGAUAUUUCUACUCCCAAGAUCCAGCUCAGAUCUGGAGAGUUGCAGAACAGCUGGAAGUUGGAAUGGUUGGUGUUAAUGAAGGCAUAGUCUCCUCAGUGGAGAGUCCUUUUGGUGGGGUAAAACAGUCUGGCUUAGGGCGAGAAGGUUCAAAAUAUGGCAUUGAUGAAUACUUAGAAAUAAAAUAUGUCUGCUUUGGAGGCUUAUAAAAAUCUUCAAAAAGCACAAUCACAACAGCUUGGAAAAGAGUGCUGUAGUUUUAAUAAGCUUCUUGAACCAGAAAUAUGUAUGAAUGCAUCUUCUACCUUCUUUAAAACUAAGCAACCCUGUUCUGUAUGUGUAGAGAUAUUUAGAGCAUUCUGUGCUGCCAUAUCUUUUUACACAUUCUUUAUUUAUACAUUCAGUUUUUCAGCAAUGUGAUCACAACGUCCAUCAUUUUUAGUAAGGAGUAGGGAAGAAUGCACAUUUAUUACUCUUGGAUUACCCGUGUAACUGGGAGGACUUGGGAGACUUGUGCGUAAUGAAAAUAGAUCAUAACCUAUGGCAAGGGCAAACGACCACCAUUUUCUACUGCCUCUAAUGUGUGGAUGUGGGAGGCUUCAGGGAUGGCAGCCUCCCUUUAGAAUUUUGUGUAAAUACUCACAUUUUCUAAUGUGAUUUUGUGACCUUCUUUUAGAAGCAGGCGUGUCUUUUUUUUUUUUAAUUGUGGGAGAAUCUGAUGCUUGUGAAAGGUGAGGAAUUGCUUUUAGCUACAGGUAGGUAUCCAUGCAGGCAAACAGACAGCUUUUUCAGUGCACGUUAAUGUUGGCUGCAGAGCUGCCACCUGUUCAGCUUUGGGCUUCUGAGCAAAGAGGUGUAAUUUGUGCCUAACAGCUUGCACGCCUGGGAUCAAAUAUGGCCCUUGUUUGAUGUUUGUGAGCCCCAGCAGUCCUGGGAACAGGACAGUCCAGGACAAGGAGUUGCUGGAGUAGCAGGAGGAAGAUGGGAUGCUUACUUGCAGGAAUAACUUGCAGAAGUGUAAGGGGACACUAUAAGGGCUGUGUGAAGGAAGCACAAGUGGUGACACGAUGAUAAACUCCCUUCCGUGAAAAGAACGUGACCCUCCUUGGGUAGAAGUACAGUCGCUGAUGUAAAUGUUGCUCAGUGUCUAAAGGAACGUUACUCACCACCUCCAAGGAACAUGAGCAGAUAGAUGGUUCCAUUCCUAUGGGCUUUGUGCCUUGAAUUGGAUUUGUGGUUACAGAGGUGAAUGUCCAUUAGGGAGGAAGGUUUAAAAACCUUUGAACUUGGCUAACUUGUGACCUAAUAAAGACUUAAAUAGGAGUGAUUAGAGGUGAGACAUCUACACAUCACCUAUUUUGUCAUCUUCAAAAGAUGAUGUAAAGCUUCCUAAGUAUGAAAUAAAACAACGCUGUUUAAACAUUAUCUUAAUGGUAGUCAGAAAAAGUACUUUAAAAAACAUGCAAUGUUAAUUUGGCAAAUAAAUCAGCACUGCAGAGGCUAAGGGGAAUAAAUUUUGUUUCCUGUGUUGAUUAACUAUUUGGUGGGGCUUUACUCAUUUAAUUAUUAAAGAUAAAUAAAAGAAGGCAACAGAGCUCUUCCUCCUAUACACUUAUGAAUGUACCCUAUGAAAUGGGAUAUUUUAAGAUAUUUUAUUCCAAUCAGGCAAAGAGGUACCAGGUAACGCAAGACUUGGGGGGGAGGCGGGGGGGAAGCAAGCCAGAACAGUUUCAUGGGAUUUUUUUAAAGCGUGCAUAAGGUAGCAUUGACUGCUACUUAUUAUUUCUAAAUAUUUUUUAUGGUUAUAUUUGUGUAACACUUGAGACUAGGUAAGUCUGGAGCACAUUAUCUGUCAGUAGAGUGUGUGUGCAUCAUGCCAGCCGAAGCAUGGUUAAAGGAUACUUACUGCCCGUCCAGUGAUUUCCAAUGCAUCAAAAAUGCACAUUUAAGAUAGUGAGGACUUAAUACUGUUACCAGUCGCAGCAUACAUGCUUGUUGUCAAGAACAAAAAAAGCAUGGCCUAUUUCUACACUAGUUGCAAGAAACUUUAUCGCCAACUUCUAAGCUUACACUAUUGAGCGCACAGGCUGCCUGAAUUUGGGGAAUACAGUGUUGUGGAAGAGGGAGCUGUUUGCCAGCCAAUACGUGUUUGUUUCUUAUUGGAAAGAGUAACUAGGUAGAAGAAGGUCAUAACUUGGUGCUUGGGUACUACAAUACAGUGAUACAGUCACACUUACAGGUAUUGUACACAGGUAGAAUAUCUGCCACUGAAAUUGCACAUACUUAAAAUACGUCUGCCUGUGAACAGCAGUGUAAGGUCAAAAUUAAAGUUACCUCAUUUACUGCUGUAUGACAGUGCAGUCUUGAAUGUGGGUGUACUUGGAACAGUGCAGUUGGAGGAUAAAUUCUUUAACUCGCUGCUCUAUUCAUUGCAAAGUUAUUGAUCUGAUGCAUCGGUGCAUUUAAAAUCUUGAUGUCUUUUCUGGAAUAGCACUGUUAAAAUUAAUGAGUAAAUGUUUACUUUUUUUUCUAGCAAAUAAUACCUUUUACUGUGCCUGAUAACAAGCACAAACCAUAAUUAAAGAUAAGGUAUGUAAUAAACUUUAAAAAUACUUUGCCUAGAUUGGAUUGUGGUUGGAUUCCAGCAUAGUAUUCUUGUGUCAGUAAGGUCUACAUCAGUUAAGCACAGAAUAAUCUUAAAGUUGUCUUCAUAGCAAAAGCUGUGAUUCUUUAACAAAAGAUAUACUUGAAUUCUCACACCUCAGUUAUGUUGAUUACACUUACGAUAGUUAAGUUUAGUCAUUUCUGGAUAUUAAAACUGUGAUGAAAAAUGUUUUCAGUUAAUAAAUAACUUCUGUGAAAGCACUG